GUCGGACGGACCGCGUCGCGGUUUUACGCCGCUGAACGGCCAUGGUAUAAAUGGAUUUUGAAAUCAAUCGGUCCUUCAGUCGUUCGUUUCUGCCGCGAUCGAAAGGAAUAAGCGACGCCGAUCUGUCUCACAUGGACGCCCGUUUUCUGGCGAUAUGGCUUCUAUGCCAGCUCUCCGUGGACACCGUGCGAUCGAAGCCGCAGAUAACAAAGCUGUUUCCGGUCCAGGAGUCGGUGGAUCAGCAUCAACCAUCCGGCAACGAGACGAAGCCGUUGGAUCGGUUUUUGGGAAAAUUGCGGGCCACGUACGACUUCGUGUUCCGAAAGCCGGAGGACACCGGUAACGUGGAGAGGAUCUUAGCGAAGAACGGGCAAGACCUCGACGUGGACGCGUUGAAAGCGAUCUGGUCGAACCGGAUGUCCGAGGAGGAGCGAACGAAGAAGCCCGAAAUGCCCGAGAAGCAUCGGCAGACCGAGCACGUUUUCCGUUUGAUGGACGAUUGUGCGAACGAUAUUCAACCCCUGGACCAGCUGGAACCUCUGGGACCGCUCGAAUUGGACGAUGAGGAAGGGGACAAGAAGACCGAGGUGGAAUUCAUCACCCCGAGACCCGGUCUACAAUUCCCCGCCACGAUUAGCAGACACCUCGUCUAUUGGCUCGGAUCGCUCCUGGGUAUUACUUAUGAAGUCUAUUCGAAGCUCGCCCGAGCUAUUUAUAGCAACGCCACGACACCGAAUAAUUGAUUGUAAUUUGCCAACGAGUGGGAGGACGGCCGGAACAGUCGCGGAUUUUCUACGGGAAAUAUACAAUGUACACCUUGACCGAUGCUUUAUCGACUUUUGAACCGAACCUUUGCCGACGACGACUAUAAACGCAGUCUUUAACAGACUUGUGUCUCGAUAACAGCGUUUUUUUAUUUAUAUAUUUUUAUUAUUAUACAGUGCUUACUUUUGUACGUGGUAAGAGCACAUCCGUGCUUUUAUGAACACGUGAGACAGAUGUAAAGAAAGUAAAAGAAGAAUGAAAAAUCUAAGCAAAUAUAACGCGUCUCUUAUGGUGAUUUUGUACAAUAUAGAUGUACGAAAAUAUAUUUGGAGUUCUAGAAAUGUAUUCAAACUGUACAAAAGUACAAAAAGUAAUAUGAGAAACUUGUAAAAUCACAAGUUCGCCUAGGCUCCCCGGGGGUUGAAAUGACUCAUCUCGGUAUACAGAGGUAAAAAAAACGACAAAGAAAAAAGAGAACUAUUCCACAAAAUUAUUUGCAUAUUUUAGAAAAAGUCGCACAAAAUAUUAGGAAACAAAAUAUACCGAAAAUGAGCAACGAUUAUAAGAAAUGCUAAACAAGUCACGUUGACUUGACAACCCUUUGGGUAUAUUUCGAAGACCGUGUUUCUUUGCCAGGAUAUAUCUAGGAUUUCAGAGCGAAUCUUAUCUUCCUAAGGAUCAGGGGGGAUCGAGUGUUUCGCCAGACUGCGGAUCUUUACGCAAGGAAACGAUUUUCUGCGUCGAUUGCGAAAGAAGGGAGGGAACAACGCCGAAUCAAAUUCCUGUUCCGUGCGAGAUUGCGAUCGUGCUCUUCUCGAGAAACGCAUAAAAUCCUCAGUCUAAAUUGGUCGUCGAAGUAGAGAGAAGCACACCGAUUCUUUACACUUAUUUUAUUCAAAAAUAUCUUGGUCUGAAAAAUACAUGUGUUACCAUUUUCUUUAAUCAUCA
Molecule: messenger RNA, 1713 nt
Organism: Megalopta genalis
Lineage: Eukaryota; Metazoa; Arthropoda; Insecta; Hymenoptera; Halictidae
Source: RefSeq, a predicted model, not a curated record